Messenger RNA from Helianthus annuus (common sunflower), 1893 nucleotides. RefSeq lists its product as uncharacterized. The record is from RefSeq and is a predicted model, not a curated record. The transcript is spliced from 5 exons. Lineage: Eukaryota; Viridiplantae; Streptophyta; Magnoliopsida; Asterales; Asteraceae. The coding region runs from base 1 to 1893 and encodes 630 amino acids.
AUGGAUGAAGCCGUUCAGAGAGAUAUUCCGGCCAUUGGGGUUCCAAUGGCCGACGAUUGUGAAAGAACUCGAAAGAUGGCGGAUACGAAUGAGGACGAAGCGACACAACAAGAACAACUGAAAACUAUGAUCUCGGAAGAGUUUGGAAAGGCAAUCCAGGCCAAUAUUCCUCGAUUAGCCCAAGAAGUGGAAAGUCAUGUGUUAGAAGUGGUAGAAACGAUGAUGGCAAGUAAGAUGGACGAGUUGAAAGGGAAGUUUGAUGAAAUACAAGGAAAGAAGGGGGCUCGCAAAUGCACAUACAAGGAAUUUAUAGCAUGCAAUCCUUUACCCUAUAAAGGAGAGAUUGACCCUAUAACAUGUCAAAGGUGGAUCACAAGUAUGGAGGCGGUGUUUGUAAGGAGCCACUGUGAAAAGGAAGAACAAGUAAUGUUUGCCACCAGUUGUUUACAACUCCAAGCUAAAGACUGGUGGGAUGCUUAUAGUAAAGAAAUUUGUGAAGAUAAGGUUCAAGUCUUGACAUGGCAAGAGUUCAAGGAACCUUUCCUAAAUUACCAUUGUCUGCAAUCUGCCAUUGACAGGAUUCAAGAAGAUUUCUUACAUCUUCGUCAGAAAGACGAAACCAUUGAUGAAAUCACCAACACAUUUCUUGACAAACUGAAAUUCUGUAAAGAAAUAGCGGGAAUGGAAAGAAUGAGGAUAAACCGCUAUCAUGGUAUGUUGAAGGCCGAAUAUCAGGAGUUCAUAACUCCCACUAAAUGUGAAACCUUGAACGAGCUCAUUAAUUUGGCCCGAGAUAGGGAGAUUGAACUAAGAAGACAAGCAGAAAGAGGUGAGAAGAGAGUGUUUGAGAAUGUUCCCAGCUCAAGCCCGUCAAAGAAACAGAAAUUUCAAGAUCAUGGCAAGAAGGAUAAGGCGAAAGGGACAUCCAAAACAGAUAAGGAAGCAAGAAAGGAGGAAGCCCCAAGAGCUAAGGGGAGGAUGUUUCAGAUCUCGACUGAAGAAGCAAAGGACCACCCGAAUGUUGUGUCAGAGAUAGUGAAAUUAUCAUUGAAGAUGAGAAGUUUGCCAUUGACCUUAUUCCCAUUGGUAUUGGGAGAAUUCAAGGUUGUAGUUGGCAUGGAUUGGCUAGCCAAACAUCAUGCCGAAACUCAAUGUGAGAAAAAGGUAAUCCAUGUGUUAAUACCGGGAGGAAAACGAGUGAGUAUACAAGGGGAAAAGAAUGUUAAUUCAAAGCUUUGUUCUAUAGUCCAAGCAUUCAAGUAUGUGCGCAAUGGAAGUAAGGCAUUUCUAACUUACGUGAUAGAUACUAACCAGGAUACCCCCAACAUAGAGGAGGUUGAGGUUGUGAAAGAGUUUCUUGAUGUAUUUUCGGAAGAUUUGCCUGGGCUUCCACCAGAACGUGAUGUAGAUUUUAAGAUUGAAUUGUAUCCCGAUGCCAAACCCGUAGCCAAAGCUCCUUAUAGGUUGGCCCCAACUGAAAUGCGGGAGUUAAUGGUUCAGAUCCAAGAGUUACUCGACAAGGGAUUUAUACGCCCGAGCGUGUCGCUUUGGGGAGCACCUGUUCUUUUUGUUAAAAAGAAAGAUGCCGAACAUGCAUGCCAUUUGCGCGAAAUUCUUGAAGUGCUUCGCAAGGAGAAAUUAUACGCAAAAUUUUCUAAGUGUGCUUUCUGGCUUAGAGAAGUACAAUUUCUCGGUCAUGUGAUUAAUGCGGAUGGUAUCUUAGUAGAUCCGUCAAAAGGGGAAGUUGUUAUGAAAUGGGUACCUCCAAAGAACCCAAGUGAAGUUAGAAGCUUUUUGGGUUUAGCGGGCUAUUAUAGGAGGUUUAUUCAAGACUUUUCUAAAUCGGCCAUGCCGUUGACCAAGUUAACCAAGAAGAAUGAGAAGUUUACAUGA